AUGUCGUCAAAGUCUAUCGCUCCGAUUGAAAUAGGGUCGUUCACGGCCUCAACGCCUGAAAAGACGGAAUUUAUUGGCAGCGCAAGCGGAGUCUUUUUCGUCAACACCGUCUUUCGCGCCUUUGCCGGAUCGGCUUACAGUUCCAAGGCGCUUGCUCCCAAUGAGCAAUCCACACAGAAUGACCCCGGAUCAGUCGACAGCCGACUCGUCGAUCCAGACACUCCCAUGCAACCGGACCACGAGGCCCUGGGAAUGAGGAUCCUUAUCGAGAACGAAACUGGCCCGAACUCGUAUGGCGUCAAAGGCCAUGGACUAGGUGUUGCGCCAGAGCAAGAGUCAGCCAAGGAGCUCCUCGUACUGUACCUGAAGAACUGGCAUCCUCUCUUCCCAUUUCUACAUGGGCCGACCCUCUAUGAAACAAUUCGCGCCUUGUAUGAGACCGAUGGGCCAAGGAAGCUGUCGCUAAGAAGCCGUUUAUGCCAUGCCAUCAUUUGUCAAUGCGUGUUCAACAUCGCAGCCCUUGACCAGCCAGAAGGCACUCUUGCUCUGGAAUCACGACUGGACUCACCGGCAAAAUUGCUCUCGCUCCUGGGAUAUGUUGCGAGCAACCACGAUAAUCGUUCAUUGCAGGCCUUGCUCGCCGCCCAGCUCUACCUUGUUGCGACCAUGUCUCUCCGAGCCGCGUCAACGAUAGGAGGUACUCUGACGCGCGUGAUGUUUCACGCAGGUUUCCACCGAUGCGCUUUCCGAUAUCCACAAUUAUCACCUCACGAGUGCGAUCUGCGGAAGAGGAUUUUCUGGAGUGCCUACGUGCUGGACCGCUACUUGAGUCAAGCACUUGGUCAUCCUCUGGGUAUUCAAGAUUCUGACCUGGAUGUUUGCAUCCCGGGGAUGGACGAACUUCAUAAGCCGGUCAAAACGAGCCAGCAAGUGUCAUCUGCGAGUCGGGAGCCCGCUGAGGGAGUCCUGGCUCACCUGCCUCGUGGCCAUCGCGGACGAGAGUCACGCUCGGAAGAAGCUACGGGCCCAGAAGAUGCUGGCGGUCCUGCGACUGGUUCUGAUUUGGAGUCAUCGGAUGCGAAUUCACCAAAUGAUGUCAACAUUUCACGGCCGUCCCAUACUUCCCAGAUCCUGGGUCACUAUGUGCUCUAUUGCCGGCUGACAGGCCAAGCACUCGAGAUAUUCCACAUCUCGCUUCAGAACCGGACAAUAAAUGCAGAACGAAUGAUGGAGCUUCAGUCCAAUGUUCACGCGUGGUGGAACGGUCUUCCCCAAGAGCUACAGGACGAGUACACCGGAGACGGGGUGAAGCUUGCUUCAACUUUUACCUUCUUCUUUUCAAUACUGUAUAAUCAUCUUUUGCUUCUCAGCAACCGUCCCUUUCUAUCUCUUUCGCCGAAGUCAUUGGAAUUCAAAUCGAGUCUGCAGACGUGUAUUGCGGCAAGCCGACAGAUUAUUACGACCUCGCGGCGUCAACACGAGCGGGGUUUGGUUGUAUCGUGGCCUGGAAUGCUAUCAGCGACAUGGAUGGCGGGCUUGGUUUUGGCUUUCGCUUGCACUUUAAAACGAUACCCAUUCAGCAAAGCCCAAAGGGAGAUCCAGGAUUCAAUUUGUAGUCUCUCAGCAAUGGCAAAGAGCUGGAAUAACGCGAGGCACUGUGCAGAGGCACUCCAGUCCCUCUUAGAGACUCUGACAACCCAAUAUAAUGGGAGGCUUAGUGCCCUGACCUCUCCUCCGUCGUCCUCUAGCAUGGGCGACCCAGGGACGGCAAUGCUAGCAGCGAUCGGAGGACCAACAGAGCCAAUCGCUCCGCAGCUCCCUUUAAGUGAAACGAAUGAACCUUGCAGGAAGAGGAAGAGGACCAGCCAGGAGCAACAACGACAGAACCGGCCACAAGGCGAGUUACCUGAUGUAAGAAAUGGCCGCUCGAAUCAAUCUCAAACAAUCAACCAAGAUUUUGACCAAUUGCCGAGCCUUAACAGUGGAGCAAUGUUCCCCAUUCUUGAAUACACAGGCCCGGAUUUUGGCUUCAGCAAUGGACAGUAUCCAACCAUGGACGACUUUGAGUUCCUCGGUCUGCCGGUUUCGGAUGAUCUGUACCCAAACAAUCCUGGUGCCUUUGGUAAUAUUGGCUGGGAGGCAAUGGCUAAUGGUUCUGGGAACAUGCAAAGCUGGGCCGUUUGGGGCACCCCAAAGUACUGA
Messenger RNA from Cladophialophora bantiana CBS 173.52, 2202 nucleotides. RefSeq lists its product as uncharacterized. Lineage: Eukaryota; Fungi; Ascomycota; Eurotiomycetes; Chaetothyriales; Herpotrichiellaceae. Gene Ontology annotation, molecular function: DNA binding; zinc ion binding. The coding region runs from base 1 to 2202 and encodes 733 amino acids. Gene Ontology annotation, biological process: DNA-templated transcription. The record is from RefSeq and is a predicted model, not a curated record. The transcript has 2 exons.